CCGCGGGCACUGGGUCAGACAUCGGAUCGUCUGACUGGACAGCGGGCAUCGGGUCACCAGGGAUCAGGUCAUUUGGCUCGACAGCGGGCACCGCGUCAUCUGGCAACAGGCACGACAGUGGGCACCGGGUCAUCAGGUACCGGAUUGUCUGGCUCGACAGCGGGCAUCGGGUCACCAGGUAUGACAGCGGGCACCGGUCACCAGGCAUUGGAUCGUCUGGCUCGACAGUGGGCAUCGGGUCACCAGGCAUCAGGUCAUUUGGUGGCUCGCCAGCGGGCACCGCGUCAUCUGGCAAGGCAGUGGGCACCGAGUCACCAGGUACGACAGCGGGCUCUGAGUCAAUUGGCACGACAGCGGGCACCGGAUCAGGUACCGGAUCAUCUGGAUCAACAGCGGGCAUCGAGUCAACUG
Messenger RNA from Staurois parvus, 411 nucleotides. The record is from the annotation of a GenBank genome assembly. Lineage: Eukaryota; Metazoa; Chordata; Amphibia; Anura; Ranidae.